AUGUGUUUCCUCUUCUCGGUAUCGUACGUGUUCGGCGUGUUCUUCACGUCGAUCCUCGCCAGCAAAUUGCUACAUCUCUAUACGCAUUUCUUCACCGUCCCCGUCUCCAGUUUCUUCCUCUACCUGCCAACGUUCUUCCUCUUCGACAUCUUGACGAUAUGCAUCGGACGUCUGCUUCUAAACCAGGCUAGGACACCGUGGGCAUGGAUUACUUGCUUCUUCGGCACAAUAGCUACACUCCUCUCCCAUGGCGGUUCAUCUUCACAGCUUGGAUUCUUCGUCAAGACCGGAGGCGAGCUCGAUUGGCACGAUGCGACUGCCUAUGCCACCAGCAAGGAGGGUCUUAAGGUGCUUUUCAGUGGCAGUGAGGCCGUCAUCGCUUGCGGAAUCGGUCUGCUCAUUAUCGCUAUGCCUAUCCAUGGCUUCGUUUACCGUGCUUUCGGUGCCUUCUUGGGCGCUAUUGGCGACAACAUUCUUUCAGUGUACGCUUAUUUCCGAAGCCUUCGCAUGCGAAUCCCUGGUAUGCAGCGCGGCAAGUACUCUGCCCUCAAGAAUGCCGACAACGAUCUCGAAUCGACGACCGAUACAUACUCGAUGGACGAGGAUUACCGAUCCAACGAUAACUUCCGCAAGGGCGAGUCGAACACUGCUAAGGGAAAGGUUGCGCGCUUCUUUAACCGCAUUCCUUUCUUCUCGUGGUUGUGGAAGAUUGCUCUCGUGCUUUUCCUUGGCAUCACACUUGUUCUCCGACCUGCCAAACCCUACGAUCUUCUGUCGAUGACUCUGCCUGUGUCUAUGCUCGACGUUUUCGCAUCCGAACCCGACUUCUGCGCUGGUCAACGUGCGCUUAUCCACAAUGACUUCCCCCUUCCCGAGCUCAUCAACAAGAAGAGUUGGAAGCAACCCGAGGGCGAUUACUAUAAGGGUUGGGCACCUCUUCCUGGCAAGACCAUGAGCCCUCUCGGCGAGAAGUACCGAAAGUAUACUCCCAACUGGCUGCCCGAGGAGAAUGUGAGCUUGCCUCGUGGCUUCUUCCGAUUCGACCCCAAGCGCUUUAAGAACGGCUACCACGGUUCGCUCGGUGAUCCCAAGGGUCUCAUUACCGAUAACAAGUGCCCCAAGGCCACUCUUGCCGAGAGCGAUCCCUAUUACAACCCCGUCGCCGAUCCUCUCAAGAUUACCAACCUCGAUACCGAUAUUCUCCCUACUCUGAAGGAGGCGCUUGGCAAUGGUAACGUUAAGAUCAAGCACGUCGUCUUCAUCCUCAUGGAGUCUCUGCGACAGGACUUCUGGCCUCUUCAGCAGGGUUCUCACACCCACAGCUUGAUCAUGGACCUCAACAAGAGCGACCAGGAGAAGGAGGAGGCCAACGAGCGAUUGUCAUGGAUGAUGCCUCACAUCGAGAAGAUCACUGGUGUCAAGCAAGGUUUCACCGACAAGAAUGGCAAGCCUUACGCUGCCCCCAACUACACCUGGCACGACCAGGCCGAGGAGGGCUUUGGUGGUAUCAACGUCGCCACCGCCUACACUGCUGCCACCAUGUCCACCAAGAGUUACUGCGCCAACCACUGCGGUGCCUACCCCAUGCCCGUCGAGAAGUUCGCCGAAGCCGAUACCGACAGCUACCAGCCCUGUAUUCCUCAGGUCCUGAGCAUGCUCAACAAGGUCAAGAAGAACGUCUCUUCCGAUUCCGACGACUUCCGCGAUUUGCAGUGGAAGACUGCUCUCUUCGAGGCUGAGAUUGAGGAGUAUGAUCGCCAGGAGAAGUUUGACCGCAAGCUUGGCUUUGAGCACAUCAUCACCAAGAAGCAGCUCGAGAACGACUGGCGAUACAACAAGUCCGACGUCCUCUACCAGAAGAUCAACUACUUCGCUUACCCCGAGCCUAUCCUUAUGCCCUACCUCAAGGAGUUCAUUGGCAACACCACCAAGAACAACCAGCGCAUGUGGUUGAGUCAUUUCACCAGUACCACCCAUCACGCUUGGGGUCUGCCCAAGGGCUAUCCCACAUACGAUUACCUGUCGCACACUGGUAUGAACAAGAUGCACGACAACUUCAACAAGUACAUGAACACUGUCCGCUACCACGACGGCUGGAUGGCUAGCUUGAUGAACCUCCUCGAUGAGCAAGGUAUCGCCAACGAGACCCUUGUUGUCUUCGCUGGUGACCACGGUCACUCCUUCAAGGACGACGCCGGCAAGGAGGGUACCUACGAGAACCAGUUCAUCUCCAACUACCGAGUUGGUCUCACCUUCCGACACCCUCACCUCCCCCGAGUUCAGUACGACGCCAAUACUACCACCAUCUCUAUCCUCCCCACCAUCCUCGACCUCCUCAUCAACAGUGGCUCCCUCAACGAGAAGGACACUCACCUCGCCUCCGAUCUUGUCCAAGAUUACGAGGGUCAAUCCCUCAUUCGACCCUACAAGAAGAGCGACGGCGACCGCCGCGCCUGGGCAUUCUCUGUCGUCAACUCUGGCGCUGGUAUGCUUGGUGUCACAUCUGCUGAUGUCAACUGGCGUCUCGUCAUCCCUCUCAGCAAGGUCAUCGAAUACAGGGUCACCGACGCCGUCAACGACCCCAUGGAAUUGAAGCCCGUGACGGCAUGGACACCAGAAGAGCUAGUCACAGCAGCUGGCUCCGCCCUCAGCGACGAAGCAUCGAAGUGGGUUGAGGAAGCCAUACCAAUAGCGCAGUGGUGGGUUAAGGAACGCCAACGGCUCUGGCGGUACAAGUCUCUGUCAUCAUAG
Molecule: messenger RNA, 2751 nt
Organism: Fusarium coffeatum
Lineage: Eukaryota; Fungi; Ascomycota; Sordariomycetes; Hypocreales; Nectriaceae
Exons: 3
Coding region: 1-2751 (916 amino acids)
Source: RefSeq, a predicted model, not a curated record